This is a messenger RNA of Rosa rugosa (rugosa rose), 729 nucleotides long. Its product is annotated as phototropin-1B-like. The coding region runs from base 1 to 342 and encodes 113 amino acids. NCBI's taxonomy places the organism in Eukaryota, Viridiplantae, Streptophyta, Magnoliopsida, Rosales, Rosaceae. The record is from RefSeq and is a predicted model, not a curated record. The transcript has 5 exons. Gene Ontology annotation, cellular component: nucleus.
AUGUAUUGUAAUAGCUGCACUUCGGUUAGAAGUUUUAGUGUAAUAUUGGGAAGAAAUUGCAGAUUCCUUCAAGGACCUGAGACUGAUCCAGCAACUGUGAAAAAAAUAAGAGAGGCAAUUGACAACCAGACUGACGUGACUGUACAACUCAUCAAUUACACGAAAAGCGGCAAAAAGUUUUGGAAUGUCUUUCAUCUGCAGCCUAUGCGUGAUCAAAAGAUUCUAGACAGUGGAGAACAGAUAGGAUUGAAGCAUUUUAAGCCUAUAAAGCCCUUGGGAUCUGGUGAUACUGGCAGUGUGCAUUUGGUCCAAUUGUGUGGAACUGAUCAGUACUACCCAUGAAGGCUAUGGAUAAGGGUAUCAUGCUCAAUAGGAACAAGGUAUUGGAUAGUUUGCUGACCAUUAAGUGCAAAUCAAUUUGUUUCAGUGGGAGAAAAAAGGCAAGCAGCAUAUACCCAGCAGCAUAUUGAUGAAGUCAAAAACGAGUGGGCAAAAUUUGUUGUUAAAACAUAUAUGUAAGCUUGUGGGUGGUGAUCGACUUAUUUUGGUAACCUUGAUUUUACAAGAUAUAUAGACAAUAUUAUUAUUACUUGCUAGAUUGAGGUUACUUUUGGUUAGAAUUGCUGGAUUUGAUCAUAUCUGGAUAUGGAUAUGUACUUUUGGAAAUGUUUUAGAUUGGCAAUCUAAGAACAGAUGGCAUUGAUAUAUGACAAUGUUAUAUUUUGGAUU